ACACGGAUCUGUACGUCUGAAUUGUAUUUGUGUAUAUCUCUGACGGUAAUGAUAUACAUUCGUUGCUUAUACAUUUUACUUAAAGAAACUCUUGCUUAGAUAAUAGGAAGUCGCACACAAUGAGCAAUGACGACCUGUUUGAUGCUGUUGAUGCCCUCGAGCAACAGCAGUAUCAUGCUGGAGAGGAAGAAGGUCUAGAAGAGGGCCGCAAGAAGCAUAUGAUGACAGGUGCACUUCUUGGAUGGCAACAGGCAUGUCACAUCCAGCAGGAACUCUGUCGUAUUGAAGGACUUCUUGAGUCGCUGCUCCUGAACUGCCGAUCAGACAUCAACCCGAAACUGCAAACCCAAAUGGAAAAGCUACUCUCAACCAUCAGGGAAUGUCCGAACUGGGACCCGGCUGAUGAGGAGACCAUGGAGGCCAAGCUUUCUGCUAUCCAUACUAAGAGUAGAUACAUCCUGCAGAGAUUAAAAAUACCAGCCAAAGUGAUCGAUAGAAGUGUUGAUGGGGAUUUUUGAAAAGUUAUUAUUUUAUUUUAGGUGUGUGUGUGUGUGUGUGUGUGUGUGUGUGUGGUGUGUGUGUGUGUGU
Penaeus vannamei (Pacific white shrimp) is the source of this 588-nucleotide messenger RNA. RefSeq lists its product as uncharacterized. Lineage: Eukaryota; Metazoa; Arthropoda; Malacostraca; Decapoda; Penaeidae. The record is from RefSeq and is a predicted model, not a curated record.